AUGCGACUCCUUUUUGUUGAUGCUUUGCCUGGGGGCUGCAGACAACCAUUCUCUGAAGCAACCAAGCAGGGUCUAACAAGCACUCGGGUCUGUGAUAUGGAUCCUUCUAAGAGAGAACAUCUGAGGAAGAACUUUGAGGAGGAACCACUGGGUAAGGAAGUGGCACUGGAUCAGGAAGUCCUUCUGCGCUGUCAUCCUCCUGAAGGUGUUCCUCCUGCAGAGGUGGAGUGGCAGAGAAACGAGGAGCUGAUCGACCCCAAGACUGACCCCAAUUUCUUCAUCACCGUGGACCAUAAUCUCAUCAUCAAACAAGCCCGCCUGGCCGACACAGGCAACUACACCUGCGUGGCCAAGAACAUUGUGGCUCGACGAAAGAGCUCCUCGGCUACUGUGAUUGUCUAUGUGAACGGUGGCUGGUCCACAUGGGCCACAUGGUCGACCUGCAGUGCUGUCUGUGGUCGGGGGUGGCAGAAGAGGAGCCGGAGUUGCACCAACCCCACUCCCCUGAACGGCGGGACGUCCUGCGAGGGCCAGAGCGUCCAGAAAAGUGCCUGCACUGCCACUUGUCCAGUGCAUGGAGGUUGGAGCGAGUGGAGUAAGUGGUCGCCAUGCGGAGCCGACUGCACCAUGUGGAGGAGCAGGGAAUGUACCCAACCUACACCCAGCACCGGUGGGAAGGACUGCCAGGGCCUGGAUCUUCAAUCCCUCAACUGCACUAGUGAGCAGUGCCCACAGACGGCAUCAGGUGCUGAGGAUGUGGCCUUGUACGUGGGGAUCGUGGCGGUGGCUCUUUGUCUGACUCUGCUGCUGAUUGUACUGGUGUUGGUCUACCGCAGAAAGAAGGAAGGUCUCGAUGCAGAUGUGGCCGACUCCUCCAUCCUCACCACUGGCUUCCAGCCCAUGGGCAUCAAGCCCACCAAGCCAGGUGUGUGGGCACCGCGCAGGGCAGCCCACAGCAAAAACUCUCAUUUGCUCACCAUCCAACCCGAUUUGACUACCACCACCACAAGCUACCAGGGAACUCUGCGUUCUCGCCACGAAGUCACUGGGAAGUUCUCCGUGAGCAACGGUCCCCUCCUGGAGCCACUUCCUAACGGCUCCCACAUGCUGCACAACGGCAAACUGCUUAGUGAUCCCAAUGACUUCAUGAACAGCCUGUCCUCUCAGACGUAUUUCAAAACGCUACCGAGAGACGACGUCAACACCUCCUACGGCACUUUCAAUUUCCUGGGUGGCCGCCUAACCCUCCCCAACACUGGAAUCAGCCUUCUCAUCCCGCCAGAGGCCAUUCCCAGAGGGAAGAUUUAUGAGAUUUAUCUCACCAUUCAGAAGAAGGAAGACAUGAGAUUGCCCCUGGCUGGGUGUCAGACAUUGCUAAGCCCCGUGGUGAGCUGCGGACCGCCCGGUGUGGUGCUCACCCGGCCGGUCAUCCUCAGUAUGGACCAUUGCUCUGAUGCGUGCCUGGAGAAUUGGGCCAUCCGUCUCAAGAAGCAGUCAUAUGAGGGAACGUGGGAGGAUGUACUUCAUCUUGGUGAGGAAGUGGUUUCGGAGCCGUACUACUGCCAGCUGGAGGCGGAGACGUGCCAGGUGUACACUGAGCAGCUGGGCCGCUUUGCUCUGGUCGGGGAGUCCCUCAGCAUGGCUGCAGCUAAACGCCUAAAACUGCUGCUCUUUGCUCCCGCCUACUGCUCUACGCUGGAGUACAACAUCCGCGUCUACUGCAUGGAUGACACACAGGACCUGCUAAAGGAGGUGAUGCAGAUGGAAAGACAGCUGGGAGGUCGACUGAUUGACGAGCCUCACGUCCUGCUCUUCAAAGACAGCUACCACAACCUGCGCCUCUCGAUUCACGACAUGCCCCAGGCAUACUGGAGGAGCAAACUACUCACCGGCUAUCAGGAGAUCCCGUUCUAUCACAUCUGGAGUGGCUCUCAGCGGACCCUGCACUGCACCUUCACACUGGAGAGACAGAGCCUGAGCACCUGUGAUCUCACCUGCACGCUGUGUGUGUGGCAGGUAGAAGGAGAGGGACAACGCUUCACCCUGGACUUCAACAUCUCAAAGGACAUCAGACCACUGGACUCUGAUUUCCUGUUAAUGGACAACUGCACCCCUGCCCUGGCUGGUCCGAGUGCAUUCCAGAUCCCUUACCUCAUCCGACAGAAGAUCUGCAGCAGUCUGGACACCCCCUGUCCCAAUGGAGCAGACUGGAGACUACUGGCCCAGAGACUGAAGCUUGACAGGCACAUGAGUUUCUUCGCAUCCAAAGCGAGCCCCACAUCAGUGAUUCUGGACUUAUGGGAAACCCAGCACUUCCACAGCGGUAAUCUCAAUCAGCUUGCCGCUGUGAUGGCUAAGAUAGGCAAGCAGGAGGCCAUGAUAUUCCUGGUGUCAGACGGGGAGUGCUGACACAUUAAAACUGAAGCGCGGCGGCCGUCUCUGAGUGAUGGGGUGGGGGAAGGACGUGACCCUCUGCCCACCCCACCAUAGAUGAGAAACAAAUCAAAGAACAGGGUUUACCCAACUAUAUGAGGCCACUUCCCCAGUGAAUAGGGAAUAAAAAAAAAGAAAGAAGGAAGAAGAAAAAAACAAGA
Molecule: messenger RNA, 2594 nt
Organism: Sinocyclocheilus rhinocerous
Lineage: Eukaryota; Metazoa; Chordata; Actinopteri; Cypriniformes; Cyprinidae
Product: netrin receptor UNC5A-like
Exons: 14
Coding region: 1-2409 (802 amino acids)
Biological process (GO): anterior/posterior axon guidance; netrin-activated signaling pathway
Cellular component (GO): membrane
Molecular function (GO): protein binding; netrin receptor activity
Source: RefSeq, a predicted model, not a curated record